UGAGUGUUUCGAGCGAAAAAUAACUCGUUUGCACCAUUCCGUUAAAUUCAACUGGUUUAUUGCUCAAUUUCUGAAACAAUCCGACUGGUUCCAUUGGCCAACUGCUCAAAUAUACGCGCUUAGAGCUGACACUGACCAAUCAAGUACCAAUCAGUCACACGCCAGCCAAAAAUGCCGUUGCAAAAUACCCAAAGAUUCACAGUGUUCCUGUGCGGGUAUGUGCUGUUCUUGUGCAUUGGCGCAUCCAUUUAUUUGGCCAUUGAACAAGAAGAAGAGAUGCGGCGUUUGGUGCGCCUUCAGCAGCUGAAGACUGAUUUUAUUCGGCGAUUUCCCUGUGUGUCUUACGCCGCUCUGGAAGAGCUCAUCUGGAGUUUUCAGGUGGAGGGCAAAAGUGGGCUCCAAGUGACUGGCAAUGAGACGAACUGGUACUUUGGACAAAGUGUAUUUUUUGUGACUACCGUCGUUACCACCAUCGGGUACGGCCACAUUACUCCCGUCACUCAAAGUGGGAAAAUUUUCACUAUAAUCCUGUCCCUGAUAGGCAUUCCUCUCACUCUGAGUGUCUUUGGGGCCUUCGUCGAUAGACUACUACUUCCCACAACCUACUGUUUGAAUUGGCUGAAUUCGAAGCUGCUCGGCCACUCCUGCAAACGCUUCUCCAUUCGGCUGCUCCAUUUAAUCGCCCUUCUAACAUUCACCUCGGUGUUCUUCCUGCUGCUGCCUGCCAGCUUCUUCAACUACAUGGAACCCGAAUGGGGGCUGUUUGAGUCCUUCUACUACUGCUUCCUUUCGCUCACAACCACAGGCCUGGGCGAUUUUACUCCGGGGGAGUCGAUGAAACUUCGAUACCAUUCCAACUGGUAUCUGAACGCAUAUAAAAUAGGCGCCACUGUGUAUCUUUUUCUUGGUAUUAUUUUCACCAUGCUAACUUUGGCAGUGUUUUACGACAUUCCCCAGUUGAAUGUGGGCAUGCUUUACACUGUAAACAAUCAAACACGAUUUUCCGUUGCAAUUCUGGAAAACCAAGCAGUGGGACGAGUCAGCGAUACGUCGAAGAAACAAGUUUCUAUAGCAGAAUGAUUGCUAUUUCUCAGUGUUAGUGUGUAGUUCCGAAAACAGUAAAUUGUUCCCUUGAA
Dendroctonus ponderosae (mountain pine beetle) is the source of this 1136-nucleotide messenger RNA. Its product is annotated as potassium channel subfamily K member 1. Gene Ontology annotation, biological process: potassium ion transmembrane transport; stabilization of membrane potential. Gene Ontology annotation, cellular component: membrane. The record is from RefSeq and is a predicted model, not a curated record. The transcript has a single exon. Gene Ontology annotation, molecular function: potassium ion leak channel activity. The coding region runs from base 172 to 1080 and encodes 302 amino acids. NCBI's taxonomy places the organism in Eukaryota, Metazoa, Arthropoda, Insecta, Coleoptera, Curculionidae.